Closterium sp. NIES-65 is the source of this 1083-nucleotide messenger RNA. NCBI's taxonomy places the organism in Eukaryota, Viridiplantae, Streptophyta, Zygnematophyceae, Desmidiales, Closteriaceae. The record is from the annotation of a GenBank genome assembly.
AUGGACGUGGAAGUGGACGUGGACGUGGAUGUGGACGUGGACAUGGACGUGGACGUGGACAUAGACGUGGACGUGGACGUGGACGUGGACAUGGACGUGGACGUGGACGUGGACGUGGACAUGGACGUGGACGUAGACAUGGACGUGGACGUGGACGUGGAAGUGGACAUGGACGUGGACAUGGACGUGGACAUAGACGUGGACGUGGACAUGGACGUGGACAUGGACGUGGACAUGGACGUGGACGUGGACAUGGACGCGGACGUGGACGUGGACAUGGACAUGGACGUGGACCUGGACGUGGACGUGGACAUGGACGUGGACGUAGACGUAGAUGUGGACAUGGACGUGGACAUGGACGUGGACAUGGACGUGGACCUGGACGUGGACAUGGACGUGGACGUGGACAUGGACGUGGACAUGGACGUGGACGUGGACGUGGACGUGGACAUGGACGUGGACAUGGACGUGGACGUGGACCUGGACGUGGACGUGGACCUGGACGUGGACGUGGACGUGGACGUGGACGUGGACAUGGACGUGGACGUGGACGUGGACGUGGACGUGGACGUGGACGUGGACAUGGACGUGGACGUGGACAUGGACGUGGACAUGGACCUGGACAUGGACCUGGACGUAAACGUGGACGUGGACAUGGACGUGGACAUGGACGUGGACGUGGACGUGGACAUGGGCGUGGACAUGGACGUGGACAUGGACGUGGACAUGGACGUGGACAUGGACGUGGACAUGGACGUGGACGUGGACAUGGACGUGUGUUCAACGCAUCGUGUGUUGAACCCACCAUGUUUUGAACCCACCGUGUGUUCAACCCACCGUGUGUUCAAGCCACCAUGUGUUCCACCCACUGUGUGUUCAACGCACCUGUGUUCAACGCACCGUGUGUUCAACCCACCUUGUGUACAACCCACCGUGUGUUCAACCCACCGUGUGUUCAACCCACUGUGUGUUCAACCUACCGUGUGUUCAACCCACCUUGUGUUCAACCCACCGUGUGUUCCACCAACCAUGGGUUCAACCCACCGUGUGUUGAACCCACCGUGUGUUCAACCCACCGUGUGA